This is a messenger RNA of Paramecium primaurelia, 420 nucleotides long. Lineage: Eukaryota; Ciliophora; Oligohymenophorea; Peniculida; Parameciidae. The record is from the annotation of a GenBank genome assembly.
AUGAGAUUGAUCAUCCUACCUAAUUAAUCAAGGAUUGAUUUUUAUUCAAUCAUAAGUACAUGUUUUUACAAUUUAUUAUUAAUAAAUGUAGGAAUAGGUACUUUUGAUUAUUAAAUCUCAUUGUAUUACCAUUUCUAAACAAAUUAGGUGUGCUUACUUGAAAAUUAUUCAAAAACAUAAACAAAGAUACAAAUUAGCAUAACCUUUUUGGAUCCAUUUUAGAAGUCAUCAAAGAUGUCAUCCAAGAAUAUUUACUCAAAUGGAGAUUCUAUAUUACGUAUCUCUUUAUUUCAAUUAUAGUUCUCACAAUUUCAAUUGUAAACUAAAUAAAAUUUUACCAAUUUCGGGCUCUAUUGAGAUUUUUGACUACGAAAUAAACUAUACCACAUUGAGAACUAUUAAGAGGGUAUUUUUUACGCG